CGGUGUCCCCUUGCACAGGCGACCCCCCGUGUCUUGGCCAUCAGCUGGUAAGGAGCCUCCUUUGCCUGCUCGUGCUUUUUUAUGUCGUUUUUUGGAGGGUGUCAUCGCAGCUGUCCGAGGGCUAUCAUCCGUAGAAUAUCGUGAGUUGGAAGGGACCCCACAGGAUCAUCCAGCUCCCAGCUGCAUUCUUUUCCCUUACUCCAGAGCUUGUCCUUCUGCCUUUGUGUCCAGCUUACAAGAGUUAGCCUGGUUGACAUGCCAGUGGUUUCACUAUUUUCACCACACACCCCAUGUUACCCUCAGGAUGAGCAAGACUCUUUGCUCCUUGACCCACUGUAAAAAAGGCUCCUGGCAUGUGCACCUCGCCAGGAGACCCUAGUGGCCCUUCCAGCCCUGCAGCACAUGCUGCUCCUACUUCCCCUACUUCUUCCCCUUCCAAGUACCACAAACUCAAAAAGAGAACCAGCUUCCUUCCCAACAGUUUUAUUGCAAGAUUGUAGGGUAAAAAAGAAAAAUGUGUAAUAGCCUCGAUGUGUUCUCAAAAAUAACAGUAUUCCUUUGUUCUCCCCAGAUAUCUUUUGUAUGAUGUAAACCCCCCUGAAGGGUUCAACCUUCGCAGAGAUGUCUAUGUUCGCAUUGCUUCCCUUCUGAAGACCCUGCGGAAAAGCGAAAACUGGGUGUUGGUUAUGCCUCCCUGGGGCCGUCUUUAUCACUGGCAGAGCCCUGACAUCCUCCAGGUCCGGAUCCCUUGGUCUGAAUUCUUUGAUAUCCCAAGCCUCAACAGGAACAUUCCUGUCAUUGAAUAUGAGCAAUUCCUUGCAGAGUCAGGUGGGCCAUUUAUUGAACAGAUUUAUGUGCUCCAAGGCUACGCAGAAGGAUGGAAAGAAGGAACAUGGGAAGAAAAAAUAGAUGAAAGGCCAUGCAUUGAUCAGCUGAUGUACUCCAGAGACAAACAUGGCUACUACAGGGGCUGGUUCUGGGGUUACGAGGAAACACGAGGCCUAAACGCCUCUUGCUUGUCUGUCCAAGGAUCUGCCUCUAUUGUGGCUCCUAUCCUUCUGAAGAACACUUCAGCACAGUCAGUGAUGUUAGACAGAGCUGAAAACCUUCUUCAUGACCACUACGGAGGGAAAGAUUAUUGGAAUACCCGUCGGAGCAUGGUGUUUGCUAAACACCUCCGCAUGGUAGGAGAUGAGUUUAGGAAGAAAUACCUUCAAUCCACCGACGAGGUAGACAGGACUCAGUACAAGGAGGACUGGACACAGAUGAAGGUUAAGACUGGCACAGCUCUAGGUGGCCCAUACCUUGGGGUUCAUCUCAGAAGGAGAGACUUCAUUUGGGGUCACAGAGAAGAUGUGCCUUCCCUGCAAGGAGCAGUAAAGAAAAUCCACAGCCUAUUGGAGAGGCUUAAACUCGAAAAAGUUUUUAUAGCCACUGAUGCUGUUGAGGAAGAGAUUGAACUGCUCAAGAAACUGCUGCCCGAGAUGGUGAGGUUUGAAGCCUCUCUGGAGGAGCUGGAACUCUAUAAGGAUGGGGGCUUGGCUGUGAUUGACCAGUGGAUUUGUGCGCAUGCAAGGUAUUUUAUAGGCACCUCUGUUUCAACAUUUUCCUUUCGAAUCCACGAGGAACGGGAGAUCUUGGGAUUUGAUCCAAAAACAACUUACAACCGAUUCUGUGGUGAAACAGAGAAAAACUGUGAGCAGCCUACUCACUGGAAAAUUGUAUAUUAAGCACAGAGAAACACAAAGGUUUUUAAUACUGUUAGAGUUCAAAAUAAUAAGGAAGAAUGAUGGGGAAUUAUUUGCCUUGGAACAAAGUAUGACCCAGUCCUGUACUCUCAGCUCCUGCUCCCCUUCCAGCAUGGGUGUGACAUGGGGUAGCUGUACACUCCAGUGUCUCUGGACCUCACAGCAUUUCUAUGUGGCUGCUGCACCUGGGUCCCCAGUAUGUCCUGCUCUGGUUGCCUUCCUUGAGUGGUCCCAUGGUCGCACUGUAUUAGGAAUGGCGAUGGUGACAACACAGACUCUAAAGCUUAUUUGCAAAAGA
This is a messenger RNA of Cyanistes caeruleus (blue tit), 2046 nucleotides long. NCBI's taxonomy places the organism in Eukaryota, Metazoa, Chordata, Aves, Passeriformes, Paridae. The record is from RefSeq and is a predicted model, not a curated record.